Messenger RNA from Lolium perenne, 618 nucleotides. RefSeq lists its product as uncharacterized. Lineage: Eukaryota; Viridiplantae; Streptophyta; Magnoliopsida; Poales; Poaceae. Gene Ontology annotation, molecular function: nucleic acid binding; 3'-5' exonuclease activity. The record is from RefSeq and is a predicted model, not a curated record. Gene Ontology annotation, cellular component: cytoplasm; nucleus.
AUGGCGGCCGCAACACUCUCCUCCUUGUACUACAUCGACGAGCAGGGGAUGAGCUUCAAUGUCACCUACACCCUCCGUGCGUCGAGGGUGGAGAGGAGGAUACGCGAAGUGAAGGAGAAGUUCCUUGAUGCCACACCGAUCAAGUUUGUUGGGCUAGACUGCGAGUUCACCAACGCGGUGAAGAAUACUACGCAGGCUGAUCUUCCAUUCGAGAAGAGGCGGCGUGCCACCGUCCUACAACUCUCCGUCGCACAAGAGACACUGGUCUUCCAGAUUUUCCACGGCGACGUUGUUCCGGAGGCCCUACGUGAGUUCCUUAAUGACGAUUCAAUCGUCUUCCGUGGUUCUGAUAUCGGCAAUGAUAUCGACAAGCUGGAUUACUAUGGCAUCGACAUUCCGGCAGCGAUCGACCUCUUGCAGGAGAUCCAAAACCCGACUGCCAAGCCGCUAGCUUCUCUGUACAAUAUGACCAAUGCUUACAUUGGGACAAACCUACCGAAGAAGGAUCCAAAGAUAUCAGCCCUAAGAUGGGACGGAUUUUUUUUGAAAUGCGGAAAAAUCACCCCAGCUUCUGCGUCCAAGGGAUGCACACGCCUUUUUUUAUUAGAUUAUUCAUAA